GCCGGGUAUUGCCAAUGUGCCAAACAAACCCAUAGUUAAAACGACGCCGUUUCCAGGGGCACGCACAGCAGACUGGCAGAGCCGCAGAGGAUCCUUAUCGUAAGGCUGAACGGUCUGUUCGCAGAACUGAAUCCCCAAACUGCUGACAACAGCAGUAAUCUACGAAUGGCGGAUGCGAAUCAAACUGAAAGAGUUCAAUCAUUAGCUCAAAAAGGUGAAGCUUUUGUGCCGCCGGUAUACGUACAACCACCCUGUAACAGGCCUCGAGUCAACGCCGAUGACUCCGUGCAUCCGGUCCCGACGAUCAACCUUAGCUCGCCGACUGAGCUCCUCCUAGGCGAAGUCCGGCAGGUUUGCAAAGAAUGGGGAGCCUUUCACGUUGUAAACCAUGGAGUCCCUGUCGAAUUGCUUGAUGAUGCUAGGCGCGUCGGCCGUUCUUUCUUCCAGGACUAUCCCAUGAAAGAGAAGAUGAGGUACUCCUGCGAUCCCAAAUUUCCUGCUUCUGAGGGCUAUGGCAGCCGAAUGUUGGUUACUCCUAGCGACACCGUUUUGGACUGGAGGGAUUACUUUGAUCACCACACGUUUCCUCUAUCUCGUCGCAAUCCAUCUGGCUGGCCUCACUUUCCUUCCGAUUACAGAGGAGUUGUUGGACAGUAUGCCGAUUGUAUGAAAGUCCUCGCUGAGAGACUUCUAGAGUUGAUCUCCAAGAGUCUAGGCCUGCCUUGUUCUUGCAUCAAAGAUGCAGUUGGGGAAUUGCAUCAAAACAUUACUUUCAGUUACUACCCUCCCUGCCCACAACCGGAGCUUACUCUUGGUUUGCAAUCACACUCAGAUAUGGGCACCAUUACUCUUCUCAUCCAAGAUGAUGUUGCUGGGCUUCAAGUUCUCAGGGAUGGAAAUUGGGUAACUGUAAAUCCACUGUCUGAUGCUAUACUUGUGAUCUUGGCUGACCAAACUGAGGACCUGACAUCGGGGAAGAUGAUUGGCAGUGCUAAGGAGGAGGAUGGACUCUAUAUCUUUGAUGGAGAAACUCAAUCUAAUAAAAGAGGUCCAAGAAAUGCUUGUUUGCAAACUGUUUCUUUUUCAAAUAAUAAAGAGUUGUAUUUACUUCAUUAUAGACUAGGACAUCCUAGUUUCUAUUAUUUAAAAAAGAUGUUUCCUCAAUUAUUUCUGAAUAAAGAUGCUUCUUUGUUUAAUUGUGAUAUGUGUGCACUUGCAAAACAUCACAGAAACACUUAUUUACCC
Molecule: messenger RNA, 1245 nt
Organism: Cuscuta europaea
Lineage: Eukaryota; Viridiplantae; Streptophyta; Magnoliopsida; Solanales; Convolvulaceae
Source: the annotation of a GenBank genome assembly